AAGAACCACGACCCGUGCUCGCUAUGCCCACUACCACUUCACUCCUCCCACCAGCCGCCGCCACUCCAAGCUGCUCGAGAACCAGGACGAGAUCUUGGCCGGCGGCCAUGGCGGAGGCCGCAAGAGCAGGAGCGACGCCUCCCCACCGCGGCCUCCCGGAUGAGAUCUUCAUCUGGGAGAUCCUCGUCCGCCUGCCCCCCAAAUCCCUCCUCCGCUGCCGCGCCGUCUGCCGCGGCUGGCGCAGCGCCACCUACACACGGGGCUUCCUCCUCGCCCACCACGCCCGCCAGCCAACCCUCCCCAUCCUCUACUGCUACAAGCUCAGCGACGACGAGGACGAGGCCGAGUGCCUGGACAUCAUCCCCUUCGAUCACCGGGCAGGGCUCCCCGCCGCCGAGCAGAUCCAGUCCGCCGCGCGACUUGCUCAAGCCUCCCACCUCUUUCUGGAGGCCUCCUGUGACGGCCUCCUCGUCGUCUCCGGAGGCAGCGCGCAAUUCGCUAUCUGCAACCCGGUGACUCGUCAGGUAAUGUGAGGUGAUGCCAGACCAGAGGUUGUGAACAGAUUUCUCCACUGCCUGAAGGUAAUCCAGUUAUCAUAAGAAGGUCGAUCUUAUUUCUUCUAACAUGUCUGCUAUAUGGAUCUUGGAGCUGCAGGCAGAUGCACACAUCUCAGUUCAAAGCAUGUUUGUAAGCCAAAAUUAUACCUAACGAUAUAAUCUACACAAACCUAAUGCUCAGGCAUAAAUACUAAACAAUCAAUGGCUUAGUAGUUGAUGGUGAAAGUACAUUACAAGUUGAAGUUUCUGGUUCCAACAAAUCCCAGCUAUUGGUUUCCGUCAGCCAAUAGUUUAUUAUCGUAUUAACCAAGGUUUGUGCUUCACUUAUGGAGGUCGCCGGUAGAAACUAUUUGUGCAUAGAAGUAUCUUUCAAGCUAAUAACAUUUUAAUUUAGGUCCCAUUUUCAUCCAUCACUACACAUUUUAAUUUCUGUGUGCAGGAACAAAAAUACCUUGAUGACGAUGCUCGGUGCAGAAGAAGUUAUCAUCAUCUAGGUUGACAUUGACAUACCGUCCAUCCAAAUCCUUGUCAAGAUGAGUGCAAGCAGUUCAGACAGAAGCUAGGAGACAGGAAAGACAAUACAUGUGGUCAGUCAUAGUAACUAUGACGUAGCAGCCCUUACUAUGUAUUUAAUCACAGUUUGAACUUCCAGAUUGCACACUGACAAUGAUUACCUUCCCCGGAACCUGACAGUAUCAGUAUUUGUAUCUAUGAAAAGCAUGGGUGCUCCAUCUCCAUAUCCAUGAUGUUCUCUGGUAGAGUUACUUCUUCAUACCUGCAAGAAGCAACACUUUUGGACAACCAUGUACUGUAUUUUGAAGAUGAAGAGAAAAAAUAA
This is a messenger RNA of Triticum aestivum (bread wheat), 1395 nucleotides long. RefSeq lists its product as uncharacterized. The record is from RefSeq and is a predicted model, not a curated record. Lineage: Eukaryota; Viridiplantae; Streptophyta; Magnoliopsida; Poales; Poaceae. The transcript has 3 exons. Bases 24 to 533 code for a protein of 169 amino acids. Gene Ontology annotation, molecular function: protein binding.